Anopheles coluzzii is the source of this 1648-nucleotide messenger RNA. RefSeq lists its product as uncharacterized. NCBI's taxonomy places the organism in Eukaryota, Metazoa, Arthropoda, Insecta, Diptera, Culicidae. Gene Ontology annotation, cellular component: extracellular region. Gene Ontology annotation, molecular function: chitin binding. The transcript is spliced from 2 exons. Bases 763 to 1587 code for a protein of 274 amino acids. The record is from RefSeq and is a predicted model, not a curated record.
AAAUGUUAACAAGCUGAGACAAUGUGUGGAAACAAUGAUUAACUGGGACACAACUCCAACAAUUGCGUGUUUGUUUUGCUUUCUUUUCCAUUACAAAUGCUGAACCCGGGACCGGAAACAUGACCCACAACGUUUCUAAGUUCCUGUUUGGAGGGAAUGGAAAUGGUCGAAGAGAAAUGGCAACUCUUUCGAUCACCCACCACACCAAACUCAAAAUGAUAGAACUAAAAAAGCAAAUAGACUGGUGGAGUACAGGUUUAUGACAUUGAGGCACAGGCACAAAAUCAACAUUGAGCAAUUGGAAAGCAAAAAUCCCCCAUUUUACGGUCUUUCCUAAAAAUCUUCCAAUACAUUACAUUAUUUUUCCAUUCCAAGCUGAACCCGUGAACUGAUUGUAACAAAGGUACAAAAUGUACUGAUAAUGGUAACCUUUUUGGUGUUCCUCUUGCUAGUCUGGUUGCGUGAUCGUGCGAGUGUGAUAAAGUACAAACCGUUAAAGAAUUCCCUUUGCAUCAGAAACAUUGCUUCCAGGCGGAGCAGUACAUGAUUUUAUCAGGAUGUUUUUUUUUAUCUGUUUCACUCGAGGAGAUAGAAAUGAUGCAGUAUAAAAGAAAAACUUAUUGGCGAUAUACUUUCAUUUGUAGUUCCAUACUCGUUCCAGUACUUUCGCCCACGUGUCCUAUCACUUGCAGCUGUUGUUGCCCUGUAGCGGUUACUAUUGGGCAGUUGGUAUUGGUGUAAAAAGGGUUACAACAUUGUAAAAUGUUAACUCUGCCGGUGCGAUUGGCUUUAUUUGUGGUGUAUUUGGUUAGUGCCACCGGUGGAAGCCAUGUAGUGUCGGUGACACAAUUUCAAACUUCAUCAUGUGCCGACCGCCAAGCGCCCGGUAUAAUUUGCGCCAACUGCAACACGGUGGCCGUUUGCGUUAAGAUAGGCUCGGUGUGGGAACCGUCUCUGGUCGAAGCCUGCAACGCGGACGAGGGCCUGUACUGUAACGAGUUCGAGGGAGGAUGCUCUACCAGCAUUGGGUCGUGCAAUCCGACCGGGGGAGGUGGCUUUGAGUGUAACACGCCCGGCGUGUUUCCGGAUCCGUUCAACUGUCGGCAGUACCACAUGUGCUUCCUAAACGGCAACAAUCCAGUUGCGAUUAAUAUGGACUGUGGAGGGGCGGCCUUUUCACCAGCAAGUGGGGAUUGCUCCCUACCGCUGAACGAUACCGUCUGCCUAACGCCACAAUUCAACUGCAGCUUCGUGGGACAAAUGGCGGCCUGGCCGGGAAAUAACAACAUCUACUACAUCUGUGCAGCGGAAACGGUACAGGGAAAUCGUCUACUGCGCCCACGGUUGUACCGCUGCCCGGCCAAUCAAAUGUUCGUCGAAGGACAGUGUGUGCAGCGUGACUGGUCCAACAUGCCACCCGGUACGAUAGUUCCUUACGAAUGCGUACGCCCGGGGUUGUUUGCUGAUCCUGCCCACUGUCGGUACUACUACAGCUGUAACACGGAGCUGGUCGCAACGCAUCUACAAUGCCCAGAAGGAACCUUCUUCAAUGAAAAUACCCUCUCGUGUGUGUUGGGAGUUUGCUAGUAGGAAAUGUUUAGUUGCCGUUUACUUCAUGUUGCAAUAAACAAUCACUUGCGAAUCGAAA